This is a messenger RNA of Sphenostylis stenocarpa, 363 nucleotides long. Lineage: Eukaryota; Viridiplantae; Streptophyta; Magnoliopsida; Fabales; Fabaceae. The record is from the annotation of a GenBank genome assembly.
AUGUCUGCAAUACAAAUGGUUUCUGCGAGUGCCAUCAAUUGUAAGCUUCCUUACCAAAUUCUAAGGCAUGAUGAGGCUUUGUCUGAUGAUGAGAGAGAUCUAAGGGUGGUCCUAAGGCCUAAGAAGUGGUGCAGGCUUAGAGGGGUGCCCUUGAGGAGAAGGUUCAAGGUGAAGGUGCCAAGUUGGAGGAGAGUGUGGAUGGUAAGAAAAGUGAUGCUUGUGUGUGCUAAGGUGAAGAGAAGGUUGAAAGAGGGACAGGGUCAUUUUGGUGAUCUCUUUGCUGGGAACUAUGUCUUCACUCAAAUCAACCCAACAUCACUCAAAUACCUUGAAAAGAAGUUGGCUCAAGCAAAAAUUGCUUGA